Molecule: messenger RNA, 495 nt
Organism: Emiliania huxleyi CCMP1516
Lineage: Eukaryota; Haptophyta; Isochrysidales; Noelaerhabdaceae
Exons: 1
Molecular function (GO): protein binding
Source: RefSeq, a predicted model, not a curated record
AUGCCCGGAGGUCUCCAGCAAGACGGUGACGGCAACGUCACGGCGCUCGACUGCAGCGGCCGUGGCCUCACCGAGCUCCCUCCGUUCCUCGCCGACGGCCGGCUCGAUCGCUUGCAGAUGCUCCGCCUCUCCGGCAACGCCCUGCGGUCGCUUCCACCGCCUGUCUUUGAGACGGGCUCGCUCACCGAGCUGGCGGCCGGCUCCAACCACAUCGCCGCGCUGCCCGAGGAGAUCGGCCUCUGCAACCGGCUUGCGAUCCUCGGUCUCAGCGGAAACACGCUCGCGGCUUUGCCGCCGUCGAUCGGCCAGUGCAGCGCGCUGCGCACGCUGAGGCUAUCGGACAACCGGCUCACGGCGCUUCCCGAUAGCCUCGGCGGCUGCGCCUCACUCACAGAGCUCUACGUCUCGCGGAACGACUUGCGAGCGCUGCCCGCAGCGGUCGGCCGCUGCCCUCUGGUCACGGUCGCCGCCACCAACAACGCGCUGACGGGCCUG